Messenger RNA from Chinchilla lanigera (long-tailed chinchilla), 4275 nucleotides. It is a transcript of the gene Ablim3, whose product is annotated as actin binding LIM protein family, member 3. Lineage: Eukaryota; Metazoa; Chordata; Mammalia; Rodentia; Chinchillidae. Gene Ontology annotation, biological process: cytoskeleton organization; cilium assembly; lamellipodium assembly. The record is from RefSeq and is a predicted model, not a curated record. The coding region runs from base 259 to 2310 and encodes 683 amino acids. Gene Ontology annotation, cellular component: actin cytoskeleton; stress fiber. The transcript has 23 exons. Gene Ontology annotation, molecular function: actin filament binding.
GGGGCCCCUGGCGCCGCGUCCGGCCCGCCUCCCCUGCUGCCGCCCUCACCUGCGCCCGGGGCUCCCCUCGCCUUCAAGGCCGGGGACUCCAGCCCAGACAGACAGGGGACGGCGCAGGGAGACAGCACCUGAGGAUACGGAGCUGGCUCUGGACUGCCUUUUCAUCCCCAGGUGAUGAGUGAGGUCGGGAGAACGGAAGAUUUUAAAAGCCACCGGGGCCUCCGUAUUGAAUGAAAGACCCAGUGCAAAGGCAUCACCAUGAACACGAGCAUUCCUUAUCAGCAGAAUCCCUAUAACCCCCGGGGCAGCUCCAACGUCAUCCAGUGCUACCGAUGCGGAGACACCUGCAAAGGGGAAGUGGUUCGCGUCCACAACAAUCACUUCCACAUCAGAUGCUUCACCUGUCAAGUGUGUGGCUGUGGCCUGGCCCAGUCAGGCUUCUUCUUCAAAAACCAGGAGUACAUCUGCACGCAGGACUACCAGCAGCUCUAUGGCACCCGCUGUGACAGUUGCCGGGACUUCAUCACAGGCGAGGUCAUCUCCGCCCUGGGCCGCACCUACCACCCCAAGUGCUUUGUGUGCAGCCUGUGCAGGAAGCCUUUCCCCAUUGGAGACAAGGUGACCUUCAGUGGCAAAGAAUGUGUGUGCCAGACCUGCUCCCAGUCCAUGACCAGCAGCAAGCCCAUCAAGAUCCGUGGACCAAGCCACUGUGCUGGGUGCAAGGAGGAGAUCAAGCAUGGCCAGUCGCUCCUGGCACUGGACAAGCAGUGGCACGUCAGCUGCUUCAAAUGCCAGACCUGCAGCGUCAUCCUCACCGGGGAGUACAUCAGCAAGGAUGGCGUUCCAUACUGCGAGUCCGACUACCACUCCCAGUUUGGCAUUAAAUGCGAGACUUGUGACCGAUACAUCAGCGGCAGAGUCUUGGAGGCAGGAGGAAAGCACUACCACCCCACCUGUGCCAGGUGUGUACGCUGCCACCAGAUGUUCACCGAAGGAGAGGAGAUGUACCUCACAGGUUCUGAGGUUUGGCACCCCAUCUGCAAACAGGCAGCCCGAGCAGAAAAAAAGUUAAAGCAUAGACGGACAUCUGAAACUUCCAUCUCACCCCCUGGGUCCAGCAUCGGCUCACCCAACCGAGUCAUCUGUGCCAAAGUGGAUAAUGAGAUCCUUAAUUACAAAGACCUGGCAGCUCUUCCCAAGGUUAAGUCCAUCUACGAGGUACAACGCCCUGACCUCAUUUCCUACGAGCCUCAUUCCAGAUACACGUCCGACGAGAUGCUGGAGAGGUGCGGCUAUGGAGAGUCGCUGGGAACAUUAUCUCCCUACUCACAGGACAUCUACGAGAACCUGGACCUCCGGCAGAGACGGGCUUCCAGCCCAGGGUACAUCGACUCUCCCACCUAUAGCCGGCAGGGCAUGUCUCCCACCUUCUCCCGCUCACCUCACCAUUACUACCGCUCAGGGCCCGAGAGUGGCCGGAGCUCUCCAUACCAUAGCCAGUUAGAUGUGAGGUCCUCCACUCCAACCUCUUACCAGGCUCCCAAGCACUUUCACAUCCCAGCUGGAGAAAGUAACAUCUACCGGAAACCCCCGAUCUACAAACGGCAUGGUGAUUUGUCUACAGCAACUAAGAGCAAAACAAGUGAAGACAUCAGCCAGUCCUCCAAGUACAGUCCAGCCUACUCACCAGACCCCUACUAUGCUGCGGAGUCUGAGUACUGGACCUACCAUGGGUCUCCCAAAGUGCCCCGAGCCAGAAGGUUCUCAUCUGGAGGAGAGGAGGACGACUUUGACCGCAGCAUGCACAAGCUCCAGAGUGGAAUUGGCCGGUUGAUUCUGAAGGAGGAGAUGAAAGCCCGCUCGAGCUCCUAUGCGGAUCCCUGGACCCCUCCCCGGAGCUCCACCAGUAGCCGCGAGGCACUGCACACAGCUGGCUAUGAUAUGUCCCUCAAUGGCUCCCCUCGUUCGCACUACCUGGCUGACAGCGAUCCCCUCAUCUCUAAAUCUGCCUCCCUGCCUGCCUACAGAAGAAAUGGGCUGCACAGGACCCCCAGCGCAGACCUCUUCCACUAUGACAGCAUGAACGCAGUCAACUGGGGCAUGCGAGAGUACAAGAUCUACCCCUAUGAACUACUGCUGGUGACCACAAGAGGAAGAAACCAACUGCCCAAGGACGUAGACCGGACCCGCUUAGAACGCCACCUGUCCCAAGAAGAGUUCUACCAGGUCUUUGGCAUGACCAUCUCGGAGUUUGAGCGGCUGGCCCUCUGGAAAAGAAAUGAGCUGAAGAAGCAAGCCCGGCUGUUCUAGGCAGAAGCUGUACAUAUAGAUGCAUUUAUAUAAAGACAUAUGGAAAAUCUCUACCCUGAAGCGCAAUAUAAUCCUCUUGUGUAACAGGAUGCACUGCCUGCCAUGAGACUUGCUUUUCUGUACUGUCAGGCAAGCCCACAUCAUCAGAGUAUUUUUUAUGCUCCUUCUCUUUUCUAAGUGCUGUGGGAUCUGGGAAGUAAUUUGAGGGGACUCUGCUUUUACUGGGGGUCCUUUUUAUACUGAAACAUCUGUCCUGACUUGAGUCCCCCAAGGUCCAACUUUCUCUCCCUAAAAAGGUGCCUGGAGAAGUCUCUCUACUCUCUGCUUCUUGGCCCUUUUCCAGGUCUCCAGGGCCGAUGCUAACCAUGCAGUUUCUGCACACUAUUGGCCCCAGAGGGGCCCUCCCAUGGGCAGAUCCACAGCGAUCUUCCUAAACCACUGAGCACCUUUGAGGGUUCAUGAACAAUUUUCUCUACACCCCCAGUCAGGAGCUCAGGGCUCUCUGGGGGUGAUGCAGUUAGAAGUAUGAGCCUCAAAUCCAUUCAUCACACCAGUAGAUGGAAGUGGAUGGGGCCUUGGCCUCUCCUUAGCUCAUCAACUCUCCCCCUUCUACCCUUAAUCCUGACCUUUCCCGUAUCCAGAUCUAGGAUUCAUGGUAGGAAUAAGAAAAAAGGCACUUCCCUUCCUUCCACCGCCUCUAGCUGGCCCCUUUGCCUGGCCUGGACUUCGAGAAGCAGAGGAAGAGAGGAGCUGGGUGUAGGAGGGAGAGCCCAGCACCUGGUAGGGGUAGAUCAGCAGGACCUACUGGCCCUCCUCUUGCCCUCACUGCUCCAAGCACCUUCUGAUCUGCCCCCUUUCUAGGAGAGGCUCAUGACUGCAGCCUGUAAUCUUCAGCCUUAUUACAGUCUAUGUGCCUGAUGAUCUACACACCACAGGGCUAACGUCCCCUCCACAGCUCCAACAAAACAACCAGACAGACAACUCUCACCUCUGCUACAGAAUAGGCCACAGCCCAAAGAAAGUUCUUGGCCUAUACCAUGGUUUCUGGGCUGGCAGGACAACCAUACUGAGCCCCCACCAAUCCCUGAUGUGAAGUUGGCCAGGUCUUCUGGGGAAAGCUUUCAGAGAGUGGCUGCUUACGAGAUUACAAAAUGAGUCACUGGCUAGCAGUGCUUGUGAUCAUCCUGGGCUGUGCCGGUGGCUGCUUUUUUGCCUUCCAGAACAGAAGUUGAACUUCUCCCACUCUCUCCCCAAACCUUCACCUCUGAGGUGGCAAUGUUUGGUGGGGGCUGCUCCUUCUUGGAGGAGCCUUGAGUCAGACCAUUUUGAGAUCACAGAGGAGGGAUAAAGAAGUAGAAGUAACAAUUGUGACUCUCUAGAGGCUAAUGACACUACCCAGCAAAUGUAGAACUGACUUCUGCAAACCCUCACUGAGCACCUGCUGAUGCUGAGCACCUGCUGAACACUGAGCACGGAAGGGGGAGGGGACACUGGGGUAAAUCAGCAAGGGCCCGGGUCUCGGGGGCUUCGAAAGGCAUGUACCCAAACAUAAUGGAUGUAAGGCAGAAAGUGACAGGAGGAGGUGUGAGGGAGUUCUGUGACAUGACCAAAAAGUCGUAUGCCAUUAGUGCAGACCAAGGAAAGCUUUCUGGAAGAGAUCACAUUGGAGCGAAAUCAGGAAGAUCUUUGUAAACUGGGAGGAAAUUGAAAGUUGAAAGAAUGAUCAGGUGGAGGAACCAGAAGAGAAGUCUAAUGCACUCUCAUUUAAAAUGUCAAGCCUCCUGCAAAUUCUCUUUUGUGGCCAAUGUCUUUCAACUUUCCUGACCCAUUAGAAAUGUCCCCAGCCAGAAGCAAUCAUUGAAACUGCCUCAUGAUCACUGGUUAACAACUUGCAAGAUGCAAGGGCUUUUGUUAUUGUUGUUGAAUAUUUUUUGUUUCCCAUAAAGCACAUCAUUUCAACCCAAA